Molecule: messenger RNA, 1136 nt
Organism: Manihot esculenta (cassava)
Lineage: Eukaryota; Viridiplantae; Streptophyta; Magnoliopsida; Malpighiales; Euphorbiaceae
Product: L-ascorbate peroxidase 2, cytosolic
Exons: 10
Coding region: 165-917 (250 amino acids)
Biological process (GO): response to reactive oxygen species; hydrogen peroxide catabolic process; cellular response to oxidative stress
Molecular function (GO): peroxidase activity; heme binding
Source: RefSeq, a predicted model, not a curated record
AAGUUGCUCGCAUGAUACUAUUGGAAGAUUAUGGAGAAAUCCAAAGCUAGAACCUUCUCGUACGUGCGUACCAUCGAUGCAUAUAACUGGUCCCUUUGCCUCCACCUUUUUCACUCGCAAGUCUCAACAAGUGAAUAAGCAACGCAGCUUCAAAGUUAACAAGCAUGGGCAAGUGGUACCCCAAGGUGAGCGACGAAUAUCAGAAAGCAGUCCAGAAAUGCAAAAGAAAGCUUAGAGGACACGUCGCUGAGAAGCGCUGCGCUCCCAUCGUCCUUCGCCUAACAUGGCACUCUGCUGGUACUUUUGAUGUGAAGACGAGAACAGGGGGACCUUUUGGGACGAUCAGGCACCCAGAGGAGCUUGCACACCAGGCCAAUAAUGGUCUUGAUAUUGCUGUGAGACUUCUGGAGCCCAUCAAGGAACAGUUUCCUAUCUUGACCUAUGCUGACUUCUACCAGUUAGCUGGAGUUGUUGCUGUAGAAAUUACAGGAGGGCCUGAGAUUCCUUUCAACCCUGGGAGACCAGAUAAAUCUAAUCCACCCCCAGAAGGUCGCUUGCCUGAUGCUACUAAAGGUGCUGAUCAUCUGAGGGAGGUCUUUGGUCGAAUGGGUCUCAGUGACAAAGACAUUGUUGCCUUGUCUGGUGGUCACACCCUGGGUAGCUGCCACAAGGAGCGUUCUGGAUUUGAGGGUCCCUGGACCACUCAUCCUCUCAUUUUUGACAACUCUUAUUUCAAGGAAUUGUUAAGUGGAGAGAAGGAAGGCCUUAUCCAGCUGCCAUCUGAUAAGGCUCUUUUACAGGAUCCAGUCUUUCGAGCUCUAGUUGAAAAAUAUGCUGCAGAUGAGGAUGCAUUCUUUGAAGAUUAUGCGGAAGCUCAUUUGAAGCUCUCAGAGCUUGGCUUCGGUGAUGCUCAAUAAGGAACAGAGAUGGGAUCAGCGGAACAUCUGCUCGGCGUUGUUAUUUCAAUUCCUUGGAUUUGAGUAGACACAUUUGCUUGUGAAAAUGACAACAAAAUAAUGCAUAUUUGAGCGUUUGUAUUGGCUCAAAUGGUCAUGUAAAGAAUUGAAGAUGAAAUUUGAAAUGGGUUGUGUGUUAGUUAUGUUGUGAUUAAAGCUUAAAGGGUAGCUAUAUUUAUA